CUAGAGUUGUGUCGUCGAAGCACCUUCUGCUCAUGAAAUUCAGGCAUUCCUAACAUUGCGAGCGUCAACAUGUGUCAUGGCUCUAUCAGACACCCGGAACUACGUGCUGGCAGUAGAAAACAGCAAACAGGAAGCUGCUGAAAUCGCAAAGUCCGCUGCUCAAAAACUUGAAAGUCGCCAAACCUCUUUGAUUGAAGUAGUCCAGUCCUUGGGCGAAUACAUCAACGAUGAAGACGAGAAAAUCCGUGCUCGAGCCGUGUCCUAUCUAGUUGCCAUCAUCUCCUUCCUGCCUCCGAAAUUCCUCUCGCGGCAACAGGUCCAGGUCUUGUGUCAGUUCCUGUGCGAUCGUAUCGAAGAUGGAGGGGCCGUCGACGGACUGUCGAAACUACAGAGCCUCGAUAGAUUCACGAACGAAAUGGCACAAACAGUUGUGAGAGCGUGAGUGCGGUUCAGCACGCGACAGCUGUCCAGGGACUUGUACCUUCAAGGUGGUCUGGCAGCAAGUCAUGUUGUCGGUCCCGACUGACAAAGAGCAGGAUGUUUGAACAUUUCACGGAUCUGCAGGCGCGGAAUCAGGCCGGGAGAUAUAAGAUCCUACAGCUGCUCAACGAGCUUUUAGAGCAUCACCGUAAAGCCGUGAGAGACAUGGGGGACGAAUCUCUGGUGGGCAUUGUCGACUUGGUCGCGGGCGAAAAGGAUCCUCGCAACCUCAUGCUGAUUUUCUCGAUGCUUAGAGUCCUCAUGGUGGAAUGGGACAUUACGAAGCAUAUUGAAGUUAUGUUUGACGCGGUCUACGCCUAUUUUCCAAUCACAUUCCGACCCCCUCCCAAUGAUCCUUAUGGGAUCACGGCCCAGGAUUUAAAAGACAGGCUUCGAGAUUGCCUGGCGUCUACAGGGGCGUUGGCUCCGUAUACAUUUCCAAACAUGCUGGAUCGUCUGGACUCUACGUCGAGUACGGUCAAGAAGGACGUAUUACAGACUCUCGCGAGCUGUUCGGUGAAUUACGACCCUUCCAUAAUCAGCCAGUACUCAAUCACGCUUUGGGAUGCCGUCAAAUUCGAGGUCUUACAAGCGCAAGAGCCCGAACUUGCUGCAGAAGCUUUGAAUGUGUUGAAAGGAAUCGCUGCAUGCUUAUCGACGGACACGCAAGAUGCGGCGAGCUCACCACUACAGCAAUACCUGAAGCCUGUCAACAAAGAGUGCUUGGAACACCUCCAGGAGCCAGCGUCGCGACAAGCGAAAGCUUCCGGGGACAUUCUUAAGUCUGUGGCAUCCGCUUCGGUACAGUCAUUCGAGACUGUCAUAAAUGUGGUCGGACCUUCACUUCUCACCAUCUACCAGUCGGCGGAAGGGUUGGUGCAGCAGAGGGCCGUGUUGGAAGUGGCGAAUCAGUUGUUUGAGGCCUCAAUAGAAGUCUACGGAUCCUGGACAACACCGAGUCAAAGAAAUCCUAAUGGCCGAGCAAAUUUGAUUGGUGAAUUCAAGGAUAAGUUUGUUGCACUCUACAGCCAGGCAUUGAUGGGAACUGUGAAAGAAGAAGUUUCCUUCAGAUUAACAGCCGCGAACGGCUUGCUUUUGGUAUCGAAAAUGAAUUCGGUGCUUGGCGACGAUGAGAUUGGCUUGUUCGUCCAGUAUUUUGACGAUAUUGUUCUGACAGAAGAAUCUUACGGCCGCGACGAACUGAAAAAGAAGGCAAUGAGUGCAUUGGCUGAGAUAUCGCGAUUCAAACCUGGACUCAUCUCAGAUAUUGCGUUUCCUGCUUUCAUGGCGCGCUUGCCCGACUCAGAAGAAGGUGCCCAAUCCAACGACUUUCGCUCUGUGCUCGAAGGUGUCGCCGAGAUCAGUGUUGAAAAAGAGUUACUGAAGACGCUGAUGCGACGACUUCUCAACAAACUGGAUACUCUUUUCGGCUCCAGUGACGGCACUUCCUUCCCGUAUACCUGCUCUAUCCUGGGAACCAUUUUGUACGUUCUGAAUCGAGCGGCGUUAGCGCCACAGGCAGAUCUAAGUGAUUACUACGAAAGAGUUGUGGUUGGUCUGUCGAGGAGAGCGUCCCAGUCUAUGGCAGGCCCUCUCACAGACGAGAAUGUACUAGAUCUCCUUGGUCGAAUCAUCAACCUGAUUGUUCGACACAGCAUGCCUGAGCAAGUUCAGCAAGCUGCGGCGAACGUCUAUCUUCUUUACAGAGAAAACCCUUCUGGCGACGGGUUGGUGGGGCUCUCCGACCUUUUGCAACCACCCACAAUAGCCCUUUUAUCGACCUGGCUGUUGGCAGCUCUACCAAAAACCAUACAAUCUCCGCUGCUCACGAGCGAUUCUAUACCGCACACCAUCCAAGACCUUAUCUCAUUCGCAUCCAAGUCGUCAAGUCACGCGAUCACGCAAUGCUGCCUUGUGCAAGUGGCUUUGUACGUGAACAAGCACGUUGGUUCUCCUAAUAUACCCUUCGUCGAACAAAUACUUUGGGAUCGCCUAUCAGCCCUGAAGGACACACCCAUGGACGAGGCCGAAACUCCUGAUUUCAACAUCCGAUUAAUCUUCUUUUUAACGAAAGCUCUGGCACUCCGCCUUGCCCCGCAAACCAAUCAGUACCUCACAAAUCUUGUCGCUUUGAUUGAUGAACGACAGUAUCCGCAGGCCGUUUCGAGAAUAGCAGCGAUGGGCUUUGCCACGAUAUUAUCCUCAGAUGAUGUGCUAUCCAAGCAGAACGGAGCACAAAUCCGACUUCUUGCGCCACAGCGCGUAUUUCAGAUCUUGACACCCCUUAUCUCGGAGACGUUUAGAGGUUCACAAUCACCGACAGAGAAAGAGAAUUACCUUGUGGCUCUCAGCGGCAUUCUGGCCAAUGUGCCAUCCGCGAUCGUGAUGCCUGAACUACCAACAUUGUUGCCGCUGCUUCUGCAAUCACUGGACAUUGUGGAUCAACUUGUCAAGGUAGCCACUUUGGAGACACUUGCUGUUGUCAUAUCAAAUAAUCCAUCGGCAUUGGAAGAGAGCGGCCAUAUCCCAGCUCUUGUCAAGCGAUUGAUUGGCGUUGCAUCGAUGCACCAUUCUGGUCCUGCCAAACCAGCAGCGAAGGCAGUGCCGGUUAAUCUGCCUAAGACACGCCGACUUGCUACCCGGUGUCUGACACUGAUGCCGAAGUACAUCACUGGUGGUGCUUCCCGAGCAAACCCACUGAUAGGACUUAAGCGGGAAGUACUGCAUGGAUUGACAAAUGUCUUGGAUGAUGUGAAACGUGAUGUCCGUAAAGAAGCAGUUGACGCACGAGCAGCAUGGUUACGGGAAGUGGACGAUAUCAACGAGGAUGAGGAGUAAACCUCAAAAUGGUAUUCAGGAUUCGAAGGAUUAACCCUGGUGGGUUGCGAUGUCGCAAGGAGAGGUGUAGCUAAUUGGAUUUGGAUGUUAUUGACACUAUCCAUCUUUGCGCAAGCAUGGGAGCGCCGACAUGCGGAUCGAAUGAUAAGCGGUUGAUCUAGUCUAAACGUGGCCGGUAGAUGGACAUUAGAUAGAGCGCAU
Exophiala xenobiotica is the source of this 3519-nucleotide messenger RNA. RefSeq lists its product as hypothetical. Lineage: Eukaryota; Fungi; Ascomycota; Eurotiomycetes; Chaetothyriales; Herpotrichiellaceae. Gene Ontology annotation, cellular component: cytosolic [4Fe-4S] assembly targeting complex. Gene Ontology annotation, biological process: iron-sulfur cluster assembly. The record is from RefSeq and is a predicted model, not a curated record. The coding region runs from base 538 to 3318 and encodes 926 amino acids. The transcript is spliced from 3 exons.